This is a messenger RNA of Enhydra lutris kenyoni (northern sea otter), 1209 nucleotides long. RefSeq names its product intraflagellar transport 20. Gene Ontology annotation, cellular component: centrosome; Golgi apparatus; intraciliary transport particle B. NCBI's taxonomy places the organism in Eukaryota, Metazoa, Chordata, Mammalia, Carnivora, Mustelidae. The transcript has 6 exons. The record is from RefSeq and is a predicted model, not a curated record. The coding region runs from base 802 to 1200 and encodes 132 amino acids. Gene Ontology annotation, biological process: centrosome localization; intraciliary transport; protein localization to cilium.
UACCAGUUCUGCCUGUAGCUCUCCGUGCUUCUCCUCUCUCUCUGACAAGUAAAUAAAUAAAAAUCUUUUAAAAAAAUCUUAAAAAAGAAAUCAGAUUUCUUCUCUAAAUUUGGAUUUUGGACUGUCUUGAAAAUGAGUUCUUGUGGCUGGGGGACUUAAUUUUUUUUAACUGUUGCUCCUCCUAUGGUAUACCUGCUCUGGGAAGUUACUCCCAUUAUCACGGCAUUUGAGACAGAUCUUCUCUAAGGAAGCCCAAAGGGAAACAGCUGGGGGAGGUGGGAGCUGAGGAAUGGGCUGGUGCAGGGCCAGGUGGUGGCAGAGCCUUUGGAACACCUGGGGUUUGGGAAUUGGUAUGGCAGCCAACGGCUAGACCUAAGUAGCCUUGCUUCCCUAUUUGGACAGGGUGUGUUUUUUUAAUGUGUGUGUGUGUGCGCGCGCGGUGUCUGUUUGCCAGAACAACAGUGAUUUUUCAGUGUGUCCUUCCCAGAAUUGAGGCAUCCUUUGGACCAGGAAUGCAGGGUGGCCUGGGAAGGGAAAAGAUCUCCCUGCUGAUUCUCUUGCCUGCAGAAAGAAACCCAGACUCCUGAGUUGGACACACAGGGUCUUACUGAUCUGGUCCCAGCUAACCUUUGCAGCUCCGUUCUUGGUCCUUUCAUCUUCUAGGUCUUCAGGCUGUUUCAGUGACCUCACACUCUUGUCCGUGCUGUUUUCUCCACCCGGGAAGCCUUUCCCUAGCCUCCUCACUUGCACCCCUUCAGAGCAGAGCAGAGCUUCUCUAGGGAAGCCGGAAGGGAAACAGCUAUGGCCAAGGAUAUCCUGGGGGAAGCUGGGCUGCACUUUGAUGAGCUGAACAAGCUGCGCGUGUUGGACCCUGAGGUUACCCAGCAGACCAUUGAGCUCAAGGAAGAAUGCAAGGACUUUGUGGACAAAAUUGGCCAGUUUCAGAAAAUAGUUGGCGGUUUAAUUGAGCUUGUUGACCAGCUUGCAAAAGAAGCAGAAAAUGAGAAGAUGAAGGCCAUUGGUGCUCGGAACUUGCUCAAAUCUAUAGCAAAACAGAGAGAAGCCCAACAGCAGCAACUCCAAGCACUAAUAGCGGAAAAGAAAAUGCAGCUUGAAAGGUAUCGGGUUGAAUAUGAAGCUCUGUGUAAAGUAGAAGCAGAACAAAAUGAAUUUAUUGACCAAUUUAUUUUUCAGAAAUGAACUGAAAAU